Molecule: messenger RNA, 2669 nt
Organism: Pezoporus occidentalis (night parrot)
Lineage: Eukaryota; Metazoa; Chordata; Aves; Psittaciformes; Psittacidae
Gene: CBLL1
Product: Cbl proto-oncogene like 1
Exons: 6
Coding region: 142-1623 (493 amino acids)
Biological process (GO): regulation of cell adhesion; protein ubiquitination
Molecular function (GO): ubiquitin protein ligase activity
Source: RefSeq, a predicted model, not a curated record
UGGACGCUCCGCAGACGCGCAACGACCACGUCCCCACGACCGCUCGCCGACCGCGCACGUCUCCACGCUCCCCUGCCCGUCUCACGGGCGCUUCUGCUUCCGGCCGCGCCCUUCCGCUCCCACAGUGCCCCGCGCCGAACCAUGGACCACAAUGACAAUGAUUUGCAAGGAACAAAUAGUUCAGGAUCAUUGGGUGGUCUUGAUGUUCGUAGAAGAAUCCCUAUAAAGCUUAUCUCAAAACAGACCAGUAAAACCAAACCUGCACCUCGAACUCCAAGAAAUAUGAACAGGAUGCCUUCGAAGACACAAGCUGGUGAUGAAGAAGAAUUUGAAUAUAACAAAGAGGAGCGAUACGAAUGCAAAGGCGGUGAAAUGUUUGGCAGUCAAAGGAGAUUCCCUGGACCCAUCUUUUGGGACUAUAAGAUAAACUUGCUGGGGGAAAAGGAUGAUACACCAGUCCAUUUUUGUGAUAAGUGUGGAUUGCCCAUCAAAAUGUAUGGACGCAUGAUACCUUGCAAGCAUGUUUUUUGCUAUGACUGUGCUAUACUACAUGAGAAAAAGGGAGACAAGAUGUGUCCAGGCUGUAAUGAACCAGUGCAGCGAAUUGAGCAGUGUGUACGAGGGUCUCUCUUCAUGUGUAGCAUUGUUCAAGGGUGCAAGAGAACUUACCUGUCACAGAGGGACUUACAAGCUCACAUCAACCACCGCCAUAUGAGAGCUGGGAAGCCUGUUAGUCGGCCUCCAAUUGAACCUGUACAUCCUCCUAUUGCCCCGCCGCCUGCUGAAAUUCCUGAGCGCUUCAUAAUGCCACCUGAGAAACAUCAUAUGAGCCACAUUCCGCCAAAGCAGCACAUCAUGAUGCCACCACCUCCUUUACAGCAUGUGCCACAUGAGCAUUACAACCAGCCACAUGAAGACAUUCGUGCACCUCCUGCAGAGAUGUCAAUGGCUCCACCACCACCUCGCCCAGUCAGUCAGGACACCUUCCGCAUCUCCACGAGAAAACACAGCAACUUAAUCACUGUCCCUAUUCAGGAUGAUUCCAGUUCAGGUGCUCGAGAACCACCUCCACCAGCCCCUGCACCUGCUCAUCAUCAUCCUGAGUACCAGGGUCAACCAGUGGUAUCGCACCCUCAUCAUAUUAUGCCUCCACAGCAGCAUUAUGCACCACCCCCACCACCACCUCCACCAAUAAGCCAUCCGCUGCAGCACCCUCCCCAGGCAGCAGGUACUCCUCACAUGGUGUAUAGCCAAGCUCCUCCACCACCAAUGACCUCUGCUCCUCCUCCUAUUACCCCACCACCUGGACAUAUAAUUGCCCAGAUGCCACCAUAUAUGAAUCAUCCUCCUCCAGGACCUCCCCCUCCUCAGCAUGGAGGCCCACCUGUAAAUGUAAAUGCACCCCCUCCCCAUCACUAUAAUCCAAACUCUUUGCCGCAAUUCAGUGAAGAUCAAGGAACUCUUAGUCCCCCUUUCACACAGCCUGGGGGAAUGAGUCCAGGGAUAUGGCCAGCUCCAAGGGGGCCACCUCCACCUCCAAGGAUGCAAGGGCCUCCUGCUCAGGCCCCGCUUCCUGGACCACAUCACCCUGAUCAAGCCAGAUACAGACCCUAUUACCAAUGAUACAAGCAACUAUAUGAAUAGAGAGUGCUAUGAAGAGGAUAAAAUUAUAUACAACAGCCUUUUAAUUGUUUUGGGGUUAUUUUGUUGUGUGUUUUUUUAAAAUACUGUCAUUUUGACUGUAGGACGUUUUGGAGUUUGAAUCUUAAACAAAUUUUAAGCCUUGGCUAUAGGACUCUGACUUCAGAUACUCUGUAGUGCUAAAAUAAGUGGCUUAGUAAACCACAGUUGCAUUUUAACAGAACUUCUGUCUCUAAUGUGGCUAAAUUGUCCUAAGAUGAACACUUGUAAUAUUAUUUCCUGGAGAAAAUGAACAUGUGUUGUACCAUUCUGAAUAUUGUUUUUGUUAAAUCCAGUGUUUAGUUUCACUUGUGAUACAUUUUUGUUAACCUGUGUACAAUAAUUAAAUUGAAACACGAUUGUAAAAGCGGUGGGUUUUUAUAUGAAAUUAACACAGACAUAGUUCUGGGCCACCAUUUCAGCACUAAUGCUUUCCAAAUGGGUAGUGUAAUGAAAUAUUAAGGGAACUUAAAUAUUUCUCCUACUAACAGUUACCAUUACUUACAGCAUAUUUAGGCUAUAACCAGGCAUGCAGAAUACUGCAUUUCAGUUUUUUCUUUCUUCUUUUUUUUUUUUUUUCCUUAAAUUCAUGCAACAAGAUAAAUUGUUCAGAAAUACAACUUUGGGGAUGACAUAAAACCAUGCGAUGUAUUGUGGGGUUUAGUGGGGAUUUUUAAUUUGGAUUUUGGCUUUAUGGAGUUCUUGUUUUAAAGCUAGUUUUGAUUUGGAAGGUUCUGCUUACAUGUAUGCUGUUCACUAGUGUUGAAUUCAAACUGUUGUGUUUACCUAUGGCUAUGUUUGUGCAGAAGUGGCUGUGAAUUGGCUUGCCAUGUCUGUGAGAAGCAGAUUAUUUUAGGUAGGGAAGUGGUGUUUGCCUCUGUCGCUUUAUAUAAUAUGUACAGUAGGAAAACUUCCCAUUUGGAUAACCUGGAAGAAGUGGUCUGAAAACCCACAUGUAGAUACAAAGAAAUAAAAAGCUACACACCCUU